Messenger RNA from Ostreobium quekettii, 1671 nucleotides. The record is from the annotation of a GenBank genome assembly. NCBI's taxonomy places the organism in Eukaryota, Viridiplantae, Chlorophyta, Ulvophyceae, Bryopsidales, Ostreobiaceae.
AUGAGCGCCGAUGCCAUCCGCGUGAACGCCCACGCGCUGGCGCUGGUCCUGAAGGCAGCUGAACCCCGAGCGCCGCUGGUCGAUUACCACGCCGCCCUGGGGCCGCUCCUCGUCAAGGGGCACCCCCAGAUCGCGGAGACCAGGGCUUUUCUGGGGGACCUCACCGAAUGCCGCCGCAAUCUUUUGUCCGCGUUGAGAACCACGGACAGCGAUGCGAAGGCCGUGGACGCGUCCCUGGCUGCCUACCUGUCCAAGCUGCAACACUUGAUCCGGCCCCUUGAGGGCCAUGGCACUCAAUCACCUGAGCCGGGGCCCCCUUGGGCGGACGCCGGCGUUGCGGCCGCCGUGUCUGUAGAGUGGCGGCACGCGCUGAACGAGGGCGCGGGUGCCGAGGCGAGGAUGGCGAGGGCGGACGCAGCGCAGCCGAGGGGCGACGUGAGAUUUGAGAUGGCGUCCGUGCUGCUGAGCGUGGCGAUGUGGAAGGCGUCCAAGGCGGCGGCGGUGGUGUGCGGGAUGGCCACCGGGGCGGACAAUUCGCUGGUGGCGCAGGCACACCAGCUGUAUCGAGAAGCUGCUGGGGUCGUUCAGCACCUCUCAGAUAAACAUGUGGAGGGGCUUGGUGCACAGAAGGCUGGGGACCUGGACGAAAAUAUUCUGGCGGGUCUCUACAAAUUCAUGCUGGCAGAAGCAGAGAGUUUGACAGUCCUCAGGGCCAUUGAGAAGGGCAAUGUGUCUUCCUUGAUAGCUGGCCUCGCCUUGGAUGUGUCCCAGCUGUAUGCACAGGCCUUCGAAUCUGUUCAACAGGCAGUGGCGCCAACGGUACAGGCACUUCAGGACUCGGCACCCCACCGGAGGGCACAUUCGCGGACCAGCUCGCAGGAUAUGGGCGUCAAGGGCUGGACAGGAUAUUGCAGAAAAUUUGGCAGCUAUCUGAGAUACAAAGCAGCCUGUUUCAAGUCAUGCAUGCUUGCAUACCAUGCAUUGGAUCGCAUGCAGGCUACACAAGGUGGCGAUGCUGUUCGUCUGUCGCAAGAGGCCGAUCAAAUCCUGAGAACGGCAGCGAUUCUUGGAAGAGAGUAUGAUGGCCUCCCGCCCAACGCGUCCGAUUAUCAGAGGCAGACCUUUGCAUUCCAUCUUAGCGACCGUGUCACCAAAAUUGAGGCACAGUGUCAGAAAGACAAUGUGUCAGUCUACAUGCAGAAUGUGCCGGACACUCUGCCAGAGCUUCCUGAGGCAAAGCAGCUUGUCUCUGCCAUUGAUUAUUCCUUACCUCCACCUGAGCCCUCUAUUGAUUAUUCUUUGUUCUCCUGCUUCGAUCUCACGCAGUCAUCAGAGCAUGUUGUGGAUGUUGUGGAAGAGGGCAAGCCAGUUGUUGAGAAACAGGAAGGGGCUUGGUGGAGGUGGCUGCUUGCUGCCUUUGCCAUCCCUUUCUUGGUGGUUGCGAGUGUGUUGGGCAUGUUGGUGUGGAUAAUUUUGCUGCCUGUCAAGUUGUUUUGCUGCCCACUAGGGUUUGCCGCACAGCUGAUGUGGGACAUAACAGAAUGGGUCAUCAAGGCACCAGCUCGCGUGGCUCUUUGGGCGUCCGGCAAGCCGUGGAAGCCGGAGAAGCGGGAUGUUCGCAACUUGGAAUCUACCAGGAGCCUGACAAUGGGACAAAUACCAAGCUCAUAG